Molecule: messenger RNA, 2158 nt
Organism: Mugil cephalus (flathead mullet)
Lineage: Eukaryota; Metazoa; Chordata; Actinopteri; Mugiliformes; Mugilidae
Product: coronin-2B-like
Exons: 15
Coding region: 168-1841 (557 amino acids)
Biological process (GO): actin filament organization
Molecular function (GO): actin filament binding
Source: RefSeq, a predicted model, not a curated record
UGCGCGGGCGGCCAUGCAUAAACAGCUCAGCUAAUGUUCAAGUGGAGGCCGGACGUCACAGAUCAGGAGUGGACAAUGCAGAGAGCAAGCAGCAGUCUGCAGGUGGACACAGUCAGAAGUCAGCAGGACUGGAGACACAGGAAGGAAGAAGACCCGGUGACUUCUACAUGACCAUAUCAAAGAUGUCCUGGCGUUCGUCUUUCCGCUGCUCAAAGUUCCGUCACGUCUUCGGGAAGCCGGCCACCAAAGAGCACAGCUACGACGGGGUGCCAAUCACACGCAGCGUCCACGACAACCACUACUGCUCAGCCAAUCCCUGCUUCAUCGCCGUGGUGACCGAGUGUGCCGGGGGCGGGUCUUUCAUGGUGCUGCCCAUUAGUCACACAGGAAGGGUCGACCCUCAGCACCCGAGGGUGUGCGGACACAGCGGCAGGGUCCUGGACGUCAAGUGGAACCCGUUUGACGAUCACUGCAUUGCCUCCUGCUCAGAGGACUGUACAGUGAAGAUCUGGGACAUCCCAGUGUGCGGUGUCCAACAGAACCUCACCAAGGCCAGGAAGACUCUGAUUGGUCACUCCAGGAGGGUGGGGCUUAUCGAGUGGCAUCCAACUGCAGAGAACCUACUGCUUAGCUCUGCGUAUGACUACAAGGUCCUCCUCUGGAACAUUUCUGAGCCAGGUGCAGUAAUCAGGUACCCGGUUCGGGUGGUGCUGAUGCCCGUCCACCACCGCUACCCAUCUGAGACGCUGCUGCUUUCUGUCAGCUUCAGCAGCGACGGCAGCCGACUGGCAGUCACAUCCAAAGACAGACGGGUUCGAGUCCUGGACCCUCGGACGGGAAAGAUUUUACAGGUGUCCAGCAGUAAGUCGCACAGGGCCAACAAGGUUUUAUACCUCGCAGGGUUUAAGAUGCUUCUGUCCACUGGCAGCUCACCUUGGAACCACAGACAGAUCGUCCUCUGGGAUCCCGACGACUUAUCUGAGCCCCUUUAUGAAGAGGAUUUGGACGGGUCCGCAGGCGUCCUCUUCCCAUUCUACGACCCUGACACGCACAUGCUCUACCUAGCUGGAAAGGGUGACGGAAACAUCCGCUACUAUGAGCUGAGUGCUGAGAAACCUUAUGUCAACUUCCUGAUGGAGUUCAGGUCCUUACUGCCCCAAAAAGGACUGGGGGUGAUGCCAAAGCGUGGCCUGGAUGUGAGUGCAUGUGAGGUUUUCCGGUUUUAUCGCCUGAUCGCCAUCAAAGACUUGGUGGAACCGCUUUCGAUGAUCGUACCAAGAAAAGAGUCAGGGAUUUUUCAAGAAGAUCUGUACCCGAUGACCGCUGGAAACCAGGCAGCCAUGACGGCUCAGGAGUGGUUGUUGGGGAUCAACAGGGGCCCAGUGAUGAUGUCCCUAAAGCCUGGGACUCAAGUGACCAACCCUUACCCAGAAACCCCAGCUGAGAAGGAGCUGGUGAGGCAGCUGAGCUCCCUCAGGUUCCCGAUGGGUCCAGCUAUUGGCGCAGUGAUGAGGACUGAGUUGGACUUCAUGGAGGAGGCCUUCAUGGCGGAGCAGUUGGCCUACCAAAACGCCAAAUACCCCAGAGAUCUGAGCGACCUGUCGGGCUGGCAGCCAGACGAGACCCAGAUACCACUGUGGACAUACUGCUGCACUCCUCACUGCUGCGAACCUGCAGAGAGGCCGCCACCGACGACUGAGAGCGAGCUCCUGCAGGCGUUUUACAGGCAGCAAGACGAGAUUAGAGGCCUGAGGGAGGAGCUCAGUCAGAAAGACGUGAGAAUCGCUCAACUGGAGCAGGAAAUCAAAAACACCAGGAACAACAUGAGAGCGACCUUCUGAUUCAACCCGCUACCGUUACGAUGAAAAACUAUUUUCAACAAAUAAACGACAAUGAGAGCCGACAUUUUCUACAUGGUUUUUGUGUUUUGCUCCAAUAUUUCUGGCUUUGACAGAGAUUUUCGGUGCAUGUGGAAGCCUCCAAGCUUCUGAGUUGUAAUCCAGGUUUUUGUGCGGUUUUGACACACAUGAGCAGUAAGUAGAGCUCCAUUACAGACCCCAGCGUUUAUAAUAUUCUACUGAUCACAUGGUGUCACUGUUUGGGAUGAGUUUUAAGGUUUCUGGGAAAAGUUUCUUGUCAAAUUUCUGGGUUGUAUUAA